CUAAAGCUUGCCGAAGACCGAAUGCUUUGGGUAUAAAAGCCAAUGUCAGGAGAGCUGAAGACACCGAUUCCCGUUAAUCGAGCAUCGAAAGGUACAUCAUGCAGUCCCUGAAAGCCCUCGUCUUCUUCGCACUCGUUGCAUGCACCAUGGCCGUCUACACUGGCUACGGCGUCCCAGCCCUUGCCAGCUACGGCGUCCCAGCUGUAGCCAGCUAUGGCGUCCAUGCCCCACUCACCACUAGCUACGGUGUGAGCCACGCCGUCCCAGCCUACGGCUACGGUCUCGGCCUUGGAGGCUACCACUACGGUGGAUACCCAUACGGUGGAUACGGUGGAUACCCAUACGGUGGUCUUUACCUCAAGAAGUAGGCUUCUUUUUGAUGGUCUAACGGCACGCCUUUCAAAGUGAUGACCUGGCUUUCCCUUUUGGUUGAUGAUUGAAGACUACGGAUGCUGACACCUUGAUUACCUGAUUGGAUGGCGAUAGUCACGUUCCAAUAAAUUACCCGAUAAUUGAAACGUU
Ornithodoros turicata is the source of this 522-nucleotide messenger RNA. RefSeq names its product glycine-rich protein-like. The transcript is spliced from 3 exons. NCBI's taxonomy places the organism in Eukaryota, Metazoa, Arthropoda, Arachnida, Ixodida, Argasidae. The coding region runs from base 99 to 368 and encodes 89 amino acids. The record is from RefSeq and is a predicted model, not a curated record.